Phoenix dactylifera (date palm) is the source of this 1267-nucleotide messenger RNA. Its product is annotated as protein TIFY 10a-like. NCBI's taxonomy places the organism in Eukaryota, Viridiplantae, Streptophyta, Magnoliopsida, Arecales, Arecaceae. Gene Ontology annotation, biological process: response to wounding; regulation of jasmonic acid mediated signaling pathway; regulation of defense response. The record is from RefSeq and is a predicted model, not a curated record. Gene Ontology annotation, cellular component: nucleus.
CGCGUCCCAAGGAAAAGGGAAGUCGGAGAGACGGAUUUAAACGAAUACAGGAAGAAAUCGGAGAGACCUUCGAUCGCAUUUGGAGGAGGAGAAGGUGAUCUGUUUGCUAUUUGGAUCGCCGGCGAGGGAGAUGACGGAGAUGGGAAGGAAGCCUGGGGAGAGAUCGGGGGUGAAGUCCAACUUUUCGCUUACUUGCAGUCGUCUAAGCCAGUACAUCAAGGGGAACGGGAGAAUCGCCGAUCUCGGUCUCGGCAUGGCUCCUCGCCCUCAAGAAACCACCAUUGGCAAAGCCGAGGCGUUUCGGCCGCCGACGACGAUGUGCUUCUUGCCGGGCGCGGACAUUUCGGGAGCCGCCGAGAGGGAACCGGCGGUCGACGAUGGCUUUUCCCAGGGAAACGCCAUGGAACUGUUUCCCCAGAGCGCCGGGUUUGGCGACGUGGCCCGCAAGACAUCCGUCGUCAGGGAGCCAGAAAAAGGUCAGCUGACCAUCUUUUAUGGCGGAAGAGUGUUGGUGUUCGACCAUUUUCCGGCCGAGAAGGCCGAGGAUCUCAUGCAGAUGGCGAGCAAGGGGAGCUCCAAUGCCCAGAACUUCGGCUAUGCUCCCCCCUCCGCUAAAGCCACUCAAGCAUUGGCCCACCCGAAUGGUCUCCGUAAGGAAAAUCCUGUGCCUUCGGCGGUGGCUCGAGGCCAUGCUCAAAAGCCGGCCCAACCUUACGUUUCCGAUCUCCCGAUAGCAAGAAAGGAAUCCCUCCGUCGAUUCCUUGAGAAAAGAAAAGAUCGGGUGAAUGCCAAGGCACCAUAUCAAGUAAAUGGCUCUUCAGAAAUGGUUGCUGCAGUCAAACGGGAGGAUAGCCAGCCAUGGCUUGGUUUGGGACCGCAGGUCUCGAUAGCCGGCCUAACCUUGAAUUCGGAGUGCAGCAGACAAAGGUCUGGGGUCCCAUGAUCAUGUACCGAGCUGAGCUCAAUGGAUGCUCUGUCCUGCUUGCUCAAUGGACUAACAUUCAUUCUUCUGGAGGGCAUUUGGGUUUUGUUCCGUGUUUUUUUUCACUAAUGUUAACAAAUAGCAGUUCAUGGCUGCCAAAUAGAAUGCAAGAAAGAAAAGAAAUACUUGUCCAUGUGUUUAUUCAUCUUUUACUUGGAUUCUCUUUAUACAAUGACUUGUUUUGAACUUUAUAGUUGUCAUUAUUGUUAUUUAUAUUUUUGUCAAUACUUAGACAUUAUUAUGUAAUUUCUUGAAGAAAAAAAAUUGUUGCCAUGCCUUGGACUA